AUGCAAAGUCACGUCAUCCUAACAGAGAGGAAAAUGAAAGAUGAAAACACUUUAACUGCUGCUUGUAAUAGAAGAAGCAAAGGAAGAACGGAGUUGACAAAGGAAUCUCAUGAUCAUGUUCUUUUGGAUAUUCCUGUCACUAGAGAGCAGAUGAAUCACUAUCGAGCUGCAGCUGAAACUGCUCAAAGUGAACUUGCAGCACUUUCAGUGAAGUACAAUUGUGCCCAGUCAGAGCUUCUUGAACUCAGGUCCAGGAUGGUCACUAAAGAAGCCUCUUUUCAAGAGCUGAAAGCUGAAGCUGAAAGCUGCAAGGAAAACAAUGCUAGACAGAUGUCUCGCCUCCUGUCUUUGCAAACCCGAAUUCAGGAGAUGGAGGAAGAGGCAUGCGUGCUUGCCACUUCUAAAAACCAGGCUGAGCUGACAGCUCAGGCGGCAUUCAAGGAAAACUGGGAGCUGAAGGAGGAGCUUCAUGUGCAAAAUGCCAAACUUAAUAAAUAUUUGAAUGAGUGUGAAGAAAGCAUGACUCAAGCUUCUAAAAUCAGCAGAAAGUAUGAAGAGCUCCUUACACAGCUUUCUGGAUUCUUGGACACAGACAUCAGAGAAAAAGAGAAACCACAGGAACAUCUAAUGUUGAAGGUCUCUGAAAUAUGUAAAGAAAAUCUGUCACUAAAAGACCAGGUUGCUACUCUUCAAGAAGCUAUCAAUGUCCAUGAGAUGGAGUCCAAAGCUAGUAGAGAAACUAUAACGAGGCUUGUUUCAGAAGUGACCAAGGAGCAGAAAAAGGCAGCAGGAUACUAUCAAGACGUGGAAAAACUUAGUAAGGAUCUUGACAGCGCUAUAAUAGGGAGACAGAGUUUGGAGAUGGAGAUCAGAAACCUCCAAGAUAAAAUGACUGCUAACCAGAAAGCUUUGGAUGCCUCAAAGUGGGAACUGCACAAUCUGAAGAAAUCUUCCAGUGAGCUGGAUGGAAGCUUGAAGAGCAGCAGAGAAGAGGCCAGGACUGCUCAGAGCUCUUUAGUGGCUUUUAAAGAACAAAUUGCUACCCUGCUCAGUGGUGGAUCUUCAGUAGUUCAACCUUCCGAGAAGGCUAUUUUGGAGAGGAUCCAAGAAAUAAAUUGCAAAGAAGAGAGUAAAGAAAUAAUGGUGUCCCAGCUUGAAACCCAAAUAGCUAAAUUGACUGAAACUUUGGAAAAUCAGACCAGAUUGUACCAAGAAGCUCUGGAGAGGAGCAGGAAAGCUGAAAAAUGUUCUGAAACUUUCCAGGAUCAACUGAAACACUUGGAAGAGGAAUUACUGUCUGUGGAUCUGAUGCAAGAUGGUUUGAAGCUUGAGAAACAAAAAUAUCUGAAAUUUCUGGAGCAACUUAAUGAGAAGAUGAAGCUGGAUAGCCUAGCAGCAGAGGUUGGAUUUGAUAUGAAUAUGGAUGCGAUUCUAGCCCGGGUAGAGCAGUUAGUGAAACUGGAAGGUGAUGCAGUGAUUGAAAACAAGACUAUGGCAUAUAGCCUAAGAAGGAAGUUGAAGACUCAGAAGGAAAAACUUGAAAGCAAAGAGCUGCACAUGAACCUUCUGCGGCAGAAAAUAACCCAGCUGGAAGAAGAGAAGCAAGUAAGAACCACCUUAGCUGCGGAGAGGGAUGAGGCCAAUCUCACUAUCAGAAAGUUACAUAAGAUGAUAGAGAGGUUACAGAAGCAGCUUGAUCUGGCAAGGGAAAUGAAUACUGAUCUCAAAGCCAAGCUGUCUGAAACCAAUGAACUUAAGAUCAAAACUUUGGAGCAGAACAGAACAAUAGAAGAACUCAAUAAGUCUCAAGGCAAACUGGAAAGAAUGAAAGAAAAGGCUGAGAAACAACUUACCUCUGUCAAAUCAGAACUACUUUUAAAGGAGCGUAAAGCUACUGAAGAUAAAGAAAAAAACAAAAAUAUGUUAGAAGCAGUUACCAGUGAGAUGAAGGUGCUUAAAACAACCCUUGAAGAAUUAGCAAAAAGAGAGAGACAGCUGGCAGACUUCCGAGAGGUGGUCUCACGGAUGCUGGGCCUCAACAUUGCCAGCCUGGCUCUUCCUGACUAUGAAAUCAUUACACAUCUUGAAAGGUUGAUUCACUCCCAUCAGCACCACUACUUCCCCUGUGUCUGCCUCAAAGAUGUGGCAAAGGCACCAGAGGAACACUCGCAAAGAAACAUACAGCUUCUUCACUGAAACACACGUUUUAUAAGGAGACAGAACAAAGUAAAAUUUUCUCUUGUGCUUCCCUACCUGCUAGACAUGCAUAGAAAGCAGAUACUUAUUUCUGUUCCCCACUCUACAGAUACUGACUUGGGCUGAUUUUUAGUGUUUCAGCAGGGAGACUGA
Molecule: messenger RNA, 2349 nt
Organism: Nipponia nippon (crested ibis)
Lineage: Eukaryota; Metazoa; Chordata; Aves; Pelecaniformes; Threskiornithidae
Source: RefSeq, a predicted model, not a curated record